UCGCCGAUAGAGCAACCUCGAGCUGCGAACGGAGUGCAUGUGUGUUUCUCCGCGACUACGAGUGCAGUAUUGUGAGACAGAGUGCCCGCGCCGCAGAGCAGACACGCACACGAGCAUUAACGCAAGCCGUCCCGCCCGCCGACCGCCGCUUUAAGUACUUCGAGCCGUCUCGUGCAGAACACCACGAUGCACCACCAGAAGCAGCAGCAGCAGCAGAAGCAGCAGGGAGAGGCUCCAUGCCGACAUCUCCAGUGGCGGUUAUCAGGGGUCGUCCUCUGCGUCCUCGUCGUAGCUAGCCUCGUUUCCACGGCGGCUUCCAGCCCGUUGGAUCCACACCACCUUGCCAAAAGGUCCUUCUUCGACAUCCAGUGUAAAGGAGUUUACGACAAGAGCAUCUUUGCACGCCUCGACCGCAUCUGCGAAGAUUGCUACAACCUAUUCCGCGAACCUCAGCUCCACUCUCUGUGCAGAUCUGACUGUUUCAAGAGCCCAUACUUCAAAGGUUGUCUUCAGGCACUACUUCUGAUUGAUGAAGAAGAAAAAUUUAACCAAAUGGUGGAAAUACUGGGGAAGAAGUAGACUGCACAAGAGCUCCCUGCAGGCUGGGAGAUAAAUUACGGAAACAUUCUAGUCUUUGAAAAUAUAUGUUGGAAGAGUUAGAUCUGUUUUUGUUUGAUUGAUUUUAUGUUGAUGCACUGGCCUCUGAGCCAUCAUUAAUGUUUUAAUUACUUUGUGAGUACACUAUCCGUGGGCUCAUAAUGGAGAGUUCUGGACGAGAUUUCAUCAUACUUUCAUUUCAUCAUGCAGACUGUCAUAUUUUCAUAUAUAAUUCAAAUCACUUAUUUAUUAGUUGUUUCUGAAUGAUUUGCAAAUGCACACAGUAACACACCUAUCGUUUUUCUCGAUAUUGUUGUAGCAUCAUCUGGUUAUAAAAUUUCCAAAAUUUUUCAACAAAUUUAUAGAAAUAUCACUCAGGAACGAAGAAGAAAUGGUGAUAAAGCUUAACAUAUAUAUUGAAUUAAUAUGGUCAUCUCAUGUUGGAAAAUUAAUAUUGAAUAUGAUUUUAAAUAAUGUCUUUAUUUUGUUCACCACGUGAGCAACUUUGACAUCGCACUAUCAGUGAAGUUUUGGUGGCAUCUUGUGAAGCAUUAUGCCAUGACGAUGCUGAAAAGUAUUAAUGUAUUUAUUUUUAAUAUAGAACUUCAUUCACUUAGUAGUCACAAUCCUUAUAAUGUAUUAUUCAUCAUGCAUUUAUUAAAUUAUUUAAUGAAACCAUCUACAUACUGCAAAUCAUGUGAUUUGUUAAUUAUUAGCUAAAAGCUGAUGUGUUGUGGCAGUAUUAAAAAGAUUUGUAAAAAUGAAAUAUAUGUCCAGGAAACUGGUUUUUUGUAUUUCACACUAUCAUUCCAUAAUCAGUAUUCUUAUGUGUCAAUGAGGAAGAGACCUUGCCUUGUAUACAUUACCUCUGCAGUAUAGCCUAGUUCCUGCUCUGACACAUUUGCAAACAUAGUGCAAAGCACUGUCAGUAAGAAUAUGAGGAGCAUUUGUUUACCUGUGUGCAAGUAGGUGUGUCUUGAGUGUUUAUACUUAUUUUAGAUUAGCAUUGUGUCUUAAAUUAUUUCAGAAGUAGUUUAGUUUUACAACUCGUUCAUAUUUUAUGUGGAAAGAGAUUCUUUUGUGUAUAUGUUAACUUAUUACAAUUUUUUAUGAUUUGAAGAGAGUACGGGUUUAGUGUAUAUUUUUAUAUAACCUUGUAAACUUAUUGUACAAUUGACUGUCAACUUCUUUUAUCUGAACAUCUUUGUGAGCCACAGAAAGUGUGCCUAUAUGUUUCAUACUACGUUGAAGCUUUUGUUAUGUACCAUGUCUGUUUAAACCUAAAAGGAAAAUUGGAAAUUAUUUUGGAGCCUAUUUUCUAAACAAUACAUGUGUCAAUUUUUGGUCUGGGAAAAUUAACUGAAUCCAGAAAUAUAUAUUUUCAAGCUAA
This is a messenger RNA of Schistocerca serialis cubense, 1987 nucleotides long. RefSeq names its product ion transport peptide (gene ITP). Gene Ontology annotation, biological process: circadian rhythm. Lineage: Eukaryota; Metazoa; Arthropoda; Insecta; Orthoptera; Acrididae. Gene Ontology annotation, molecular function: neuropeptide hormone activity. The coding region runs from base 187 to 579 and encodes 130 amino acids. The transcript is spliced from 3 exons. The record is from RefSeq and is a predicted model, not a curated record. Gene Ontology annotation, cellular component: extracellular region.